Molecule: messenger RNA, 885 nt
Organism: Meira miltonrushii
Lineage: Eukaryota; Fungi; Basidiomycota; Exobasidiomycetes; Exobasidiales; Brachybasidiaceae
Exons: 1
Coding region: 81-776 (231 amino acids)
Source: RefSeq, a predicted model, not a curated record
CCCGAAGAUCUGACUCCUACGCCUAACAUUCAUAAAGGAGCUCAGUUUGUGACUUCUGCAACAUUGACGGUAAUGUUCAAAUGCUACUUUCACCUCAAAAAAGGAUUCCCUUAUCAUUGUCAAAAUCGGAAUAUCUUCCUUGUGAAGAGAGUAUCAAUUUCAACAAAGCAUUGAUUCAGGUUUGCGCUUUGAUUACUUCACCGUCAUACUCCUCACCACUCAACAAGCCUACUAAGGCGAAACUUUGCGCGAUGUUUCAGCUUCUUACCCCGACUAUCGUAUCCAUGCUGUUAUGCUCUACAGCGUUGGCCUCUGGACCACUUGCGACAGGGGGAGGUAUUCACCUCAUAUCAAAUUUCUCUCCGCCGCCAUCUGGAGGUGCAGACAAGGUUCAUACCAUCAUAAUGCUGGGCGACUUUUCCGACUAUAACAUCAUUCCUGAUGCGGAUGCAAAACAUGUACGUUCUUCAGCAACAUGUAGAGAGAUAAAAGUAAAACACAAAGCUUUUGCAAGCUCCCCGUGCGCAACGUCCGUUAAGGAUCACGAUCAACUCUUUACAAUCACUUGUAACCAUGCGAACGAUACACAUGCAGAUAUUCAAUUCUUGCAAUCGGGUGAAAUUACGAUCAGUGCAACCGGAAAGGUAUACGGUGGCUUCUCAAACGAAUCAAAGCAUCUUCAUCGUAUUGGAGGCCCAGAUAAGCCGCUCAAAGCUAAAGGUGAUGAUAUUGGCGUUAUUAUCAAUUGCAGAGAUAAUAAAAGAAGCUCUCCAUAGACAUUCUCAUAAGAUCUUCACAAUUUUAUCAGAGUUGGCUGAACUGAAUAACCUGCUUCCGAGUGUUGGAGAAAGUGUUAGUGUAUAGCGGGGUUCGCGGUAGCGGAAC